Messenger RNA from Bipolaris victoriae FI3, 267 nucleotides. RefSeq lists its product as hypothetical. The transcript has a single exon. The annotation marks the transcript as partial. The record is from RefSeq and is a predicted model, not a curated record. NCBI's taxonomy places the organism in Eukaryota, Fungi, Ascomycota, Dothideomycetes, Pleosporales, Pleosporaceae.
AGCGAGCUUUCUUGGCAGCCCUACCCCACUAACCUCUACGGAGUUUUCGCCAACUUGAAAGGAUUGGUUCGACCUCCCAAAGCCUACACGAAACGCGAGUAUGCCAGAGCAGCUGUUGUAUCGCUCAAUCACUUCACGGAUAAGGCUGGCAUUAGCGGUGAGGGUCGAGACCUCACCAUUCGUUUUGUGUAUUUCAUAUUCACCGCUUCCAAUCCAGGGUUGCCCAGUCAAAACAUCUUACCCAACCAUGCUACUUCGGUCCUCUGA